Molecule: messenger RNA, 191 nt
Organism: Racocetra persica
Lineage: Eukaryota; Fungi; Glomeromycota; Glomeromycetes; Diversisporales; Gigasporaceae
Source: the annotation of a GenBank genome assembly
GUGAAACAGUUAAAGCACAGGUAUAUAAGAUUAUAAAAGAAGAAGCAUUGGGCAUUAUAAAAGAAAAAGCAAGAAUUAGGGAUGAGAUGAUCGCAGAAGAUCUUAUUAAAAAUAUAAAAGAAAAAUACUUAGUCGAUACUGAUUAUAAGCUUAUUGAAAAAAGCUUAAAAGAAGUAGAAGAUAAUUUUUAG